AUGUCUCGUGGUAAAGGUAAGCUUUUUUUGUUCUCUACGGUUAAAACGUAACUUUCAUUGACUUUAAUGACAUUAUUACCUCCGCCAAGGAGGUUAUGUUUUCGGUAGCGUUGGUUUGUUUGCCUGUUAGCAGCUUUACAGAGAAAGUAACAGCCCCAGGAGGAUCCCAUUACAUUCUGGUGGUGAUCCGGAUCGUCUUCUGGAUCCAGGAAUUUUUUGAAGGAUUCUUUAUCAUUGUGAGAUAGGGCAAAUUUUGGAAUUUUUGCAUUUAACUCUAUAAAAAUGUCCAGAGUCUUUAGUAAAAAAUGACACAAAAGGAUCUCAAUGAGUUUUAUGAGGUGUCAAAGGUUGAUCCUGAUCCAGACAAAAUUCUGGAUACUGUGAUCCAGAACACACAAAAAUAAGGGUGUCUUUGGAAUUUUCAAUGCUGAGAGAUAACCAAUAAAGAUACAAGGAAGUGUACGCUUACAAAUAUUGCAUAAUAAAUCAUGCAUUUAUGUAUCUAAUAUGAGCUUUGUUGUUUUAGGAACAUUAUGAACAAUGAACAUACCAGUUUGAACACAAAUAAAAGUUCAUAAAAGACACGUAACAGUAAAAGUUUUGGUGUGAAUCACAGUAUAAGGGGGGACAUGAGCUGCUUGGCGGAGGUCUGCGCUCUCCGAGUGCUUUUCUAGUGUUAUAUGGUUUCUUUAGUUGACUGCAAAGAAAAAGAACUGAGUCGAACAUUUUGAGAGUUUUCUUCACAAGAGUACAGAGAGAUGAACCUACAAGGGUCAAACACGUUUUAGCAUCUGGCCUUUUUCACAGGUUCACCUCGAGACUGUUUUAUUCUGGACCAGCAUCCGCUUGAGUUUUGACUAAAGUGUUCAAUUCUCUUUCUAUGUCGUUGAUAACAUUUAUUUUUUAAUGUAGGGCUUUUAUCUCAGACCUCUACAUGAUUUUGAUGUCGGUUCAGGUUUAACUUUUUAUAAAGCAUUAUCAUGAUUUUUAUGUGUAAUGUUUUGCAGAACUCCUACUCUCCUGCAUUGUGCUGCUGAACAUCUCGUUCAUCGCCUCUCGACCGAUCCAAGUAGAGAGUCUUCGGGAGGACAUGAAGAGAGUUGGCCCGAUCUACUGUAAUCUACUGAAAGCAGAAAAAGAUUAUGUACGUUGAUAAACCUUUUUUUUUUUUAAAGUUGUGAAAACGUGAUGGUGCUGCCCUGCAUUGUGUCUUUAAGUUUGUUAAAAUGAAUUUUACUUCCUCCCUAGAUCAGCUGUAUGUUCGGCAGUAAUCCACCAAACUACAAAUCGAACAACUCGGUGCUGCAGGGAAUAACUUUCCCGGUGAGGGACAACAUCGAAGAACUCCUGGACUCCAUGUGUGCGAUCAACGGUUACCUCGAAAAGCUGCCGGCAAUCAUGGGAAAUGUCUCUUCAGAGCACAAGGGCAUCAUCAACAAUAUUCAAAAGUUUCAUAAUCAGUUUAAAGCUGUGGCAGAAAAACACAUGAAUUCAGACCAUAACCUCAACUCUUGUCCGGUCGACAUACCAAGCACAGACAAUUUCAGCCUGAUGAAAAUUGGUCUUCGAAUCAUUUACUUUUCUAGACUGUGGAUGAAGAAGUUCAUAGGCAAAGAUUUCCACCCCACCUGUUAACAAUCCUGAGAACACUCAAGUCAACCUGUUUAUUUAUUCAUGAAUUUGUUUAUGUAUGUAUUUAUUCAUCUAUUUAUUUAAAGUUUACCCUGAUUGUCAGCUAUCUCUCAUGACUCUUUUUUAUCUUGGAAUGGGCGGUCGAAAUCCUGCUUCUGCAUACUGACCGAACAUUGCACGUAAUAACUUUUUACAAUACAAACCAAUAUGAAUAAAAUCUGAUUAAAAUCUGCUUUUCAAGAGUAACUGUCAAAUCUCUAAGCCUCUGGGAUGAAAAUAUUACUUUAAGGGUACUUGUUUACAUUUGUAUAAUACGUGACCUGCACAGUGCCCCUAGAGGAGAGACACAGUCAUUGUUUCAAAAGUCACAAGUCAGUCUCAAGUCACAGGCUUUAAACUUUUAAAGAAGCAGAGUCCAUAAAAAAACCUAAAACACAGAAUAACAGCGAAAAAAGAGUUUUAACUUUCAGCUCUAAAAAGGUUCGGGCCUGAAGGAUUGUGUGACAGUCGGUCUACGAAAAAGACAACACUCUCUCUGCAGGCGGAUUUUAAUUGGAGUCACUUUUCAUAAGUCCAAGUCAAGUUGUAAGUCAUACAGGAUUUUGUCAAGUCCAAAGUCUGACCAGAGUCCAGGUGAAGUGAUUUGAGUCCACACCUUUGGAUUUCACUUUCUAGAUCGAACCAAACUUGUGGGGGGGCAGAGCCUUCUCUGCUGCCGCCCCCACACUCUGAAAUCCACUCCCCAAACCCAUCCGAGACUGAACAGACCCCCAUACUUUCAAAUCAAUUCUAAAAAAAACACCUUUUUAAAUGAGGUUUUAUCCUGUGAACUGUUCUUUUACUGUCUUUUCAUAUUGGGUCUUUUUUAACCUUUUACAUUGUUGGUCUUAUUACUCAAAUUUUUCUGUAUUUUAAAUUGUGUUUUUUGUAAAGUGUCUUUGACCACCUGUAAAGGCGCAUUAUAAAUAUUUAUUAUUAUUAUUAUUAUUAUUAUUAUUAUUAUUAUUAUUAUUAUUUUCAUGUUAAUUAUUUUUAUUAUUUUUAUUAUUAUUAUUAUUAUAUCCGUGUUAACCUUCACCAACACAUUGUCCUUUUACGCUUACUUUCAUUUGACUUAUUAAAAAAGGGGUUGGAGCUGACAUGAGUAUCAAGCUGUUUUUGUUUUUUAAUUUUUUAAUUGAUAGUCCCUGAUAAGUCUGUAAUAAAGACACAAUCAGUAAAACUUAGCUAAAGGAAAUCCCUUUGACACAGACAUUUUUUUAUUAUUUGUCACACCUUUUGACUUUUAAAGAUCUAAUCAGAUAUGUGAACGGCUGGAACAUUUGUCACACAACGUGAAGAUUUUUUCUUUUUUUUUUCUGAGGAAAAGACUCCGAAGAGGGAACUCCCAAAACAGAAAACCUAAAUCCUGUAUGACUCUUUCUGUAAAAUACCAAACUUAAAACACAAGGGAAAAUAUCAAACCUGAUUUUAUCACAAGAGUCCUGAUAAAAAUGAUCCUUAAAAGAGGGAUCAGAGAAAGUGUCCCCACAGAAAAUAACCUACUGCUAACCAAAGCCUGCUGGUGUGAUGGAUUUCUUUACUGGUAAGAGUCCAGCUGAGUCUUUUCUUCAUGCAGAUGGUCCUUUAACCUCUGCAGUUGGGAGACGUUGCUCAACUUUCAAACUCUCAGGAUGUAACUCUCUCUCUAUCUCUGCCUGUGCUGCGUAUGUCUGAGUAUUCAGAUGAUUUUUUUUCUCAUUUCCCAUGUGUGCUCGUUUGUAUCACUUGCAGUACUCACCUUCCUGUGCCUGCUGAUCACACAAGCACCCUGCAGAAGUGUAAGAAAAGGAAGAGACGCCGGGGUCGUAAACGAGAUGAUCGAGAUGAUGCAGGAGGAGAUACAGAGCGCUCUGAAACUCAUGGUAAGACUUUUUUAGUGUGAACUUAUUUUGAAAAUUAGAUAAAUAUUGUGCUUUAAUUAAGCUGUUGGGUUCCUCAUUAUUAGAGAUGAUUUUUUUGGAUGUUUGUACAGAGUUCAAAACGUUAUUAUCAUGAAUACUGUGGCUCAUAAAAUAACAUUUAAUAACUAAUUUUAGGGUUAAGUUUGCAAAGUUUAUACCAAGCAGAAAAGAAGCUAAGCAAGAUUUUAGCCCAUUUAUUUGAAACAUUAUCUCUGAAGUUUUGAAGUAGGGCAGACCGGGGAUGGUUGUUACAUUUUUUACAUUUCUGUCUGUAUCUCCGAGCUCCUUUAAGCCAAUGCAUUCAAACUGUGAUACAAACUAGGUAAAUGUGUCUGCUGUUAAAGGCUGUAGCAGUUACCCCUGCAACACAAACAGACAAUGCAUAACUUAGUCUAAAGUCCAAGGAGAGAAAUGUUAAAAUUUACCCCAUAGUCUGGGUUAGUUGUAACAAACCCUGGAGUGAAAUGUAACAUAAAAAAAUCAGGAUAAUGACAAAACUUUAUUAAUUAAAUAAUUAUAUAAGAAACAGAUUGUUGUUACAGCCAACCCAGACCCUUUUCACCAGAAACUAACUUACUUUACAGCUAACAGCUAAAACUUUGGCAUGAACAACUUUCAAGAAAAAUAUCUACAUAGACACACAAAAAACGUGACUCAAGUUUGAUGAGUUCAACUACACAGCAGGCAAUGCUAUCAUAAAAAUAUCUGAAUUAAAAAAAAAAAGCUACUUUCUUACCUUUGAAUUGUCUGAGUCUACCACAGGAUCCUACAUGUACACAUGUGGAACAAGGACUAGACUAAGCAUGUGCAGCGUGAGUCAGGUGAUCCGUAACUUGUUCCUAUUGGAGAAAUUGGAAGUUUGGUAAUUGACCCGUGUUACAACUAUCCCCGGUCUCCCCUAGUAUAAAAUUUGAUCAUUAUUGUGCAUGACUGCUCUAAUGAAGACUUUCACAUACAAAUGAGACAACACUCACUGACUGACUGGAUAAAAAAACAGACACAAAACAUGAGGAGGAAUGUUCAUGAGCAUCUUUUAUCUCCUGCAGAAUGACUCCGGAAGCCUCCUCAACACCCCCUGCAAGUCCAUCAACCACUCAGAUCAGGUGGGACAGGGACAGCAGAGCAUCGAAGCCUACCUUGCUUCCUCUGGUUGCCGCCUGAAGAAGAUAUCCCCACUGAUCCAGAAGAAGAUUUCUUCUCAUCUGCUGAACAUCAGUCAUUUGGCUCAGGACACUGCACAUUGGAAAGAUCAGAAACUGUGUCUGGACUGCUGCAGUUUACCCUCGUUUGAGGACGACAGGGAGCGUCACCUGUACGUCAAAUGUGAGCUGCAGGUGUUGAAGCAGCGACUCAGCGCGGCCGCCGCCGACCUCUCUACACCCAACCCGAUUUAA
Messenger RNA from Xyrichtys novacula (pearly razorfish), 4969 nucleotides. NCBI's taxonomy places the organism in Eukaryota, Metazoa, Chordata, Actinopteri, Labriformes, Labridae. The record is from the annotation of a GenBank genome assembly.